ACAUCACCUAUUCAUUAAUUAUGUCGGGCCAUCACAGAAGCAGCGACCGCUACUAUUCGCAACGUGCCACGCCGAGCUUGGAGCACCAGCAGGGUUACCAGUACCAGCAUCAACCCCAUGGUUCCGUACAAGCAUCCAGCUCGUACCAAUCGGCGGGUUACCAACCGGCCGGGCACCGCGGCUACCCAAGUACUUAUAGCCAGUGGCCUGCGAAUGAUGCUCAAAUGUCGUCGACUACGUAUUCCAACCUCUACGACUACCCGUACUCGGCGUCGGACCGCGUGUCCUCGCCGUACGGCACGACCACGACCACCAGUGACCGCCGCCUCCCCCCUCUCGACGUAUCCGGCGGCGAUCGAUGGUCGACGAUGGGGUACGGCGGUGGUUCGACCACGUCGGGCCUCGAGACGUCCAUGAGGUCAAAUCCUACGUCGUACACGAGCUCCAGCUACGGCGGCACGUACCACGGCCACCACUCGUCCACCGCCAGCGCCGCUAGCGGCAACUACGCAUAUGCGCACGGAGUCCCCGACUCCACGUCGUACACGAGCAAUGCGUCCAUCCCGCGCCCUAGCUCCGCCGCCGUCCGGGUGUCCGCUGCCUCCAGCCACCACGCGCCCAUGAGCUACUCUCCGCCGCCCCCCAUUUCGCCCGCCUCCGAGGCGGACCAGAGCGGUACCGUCAAGAAGAAGCGCAAGCGCGCCGACGCCAACCAGCUGCGCGUGCUCAACGACGUCUACAUGCGCACGGCCUUCCCGUCGACGGAGGAGCGCCACCAGCUCGCCAAGCAACUCGACAUGUCGCCGCGUAGUGUGCAGAUCUGGUUCCAGAACAAGCGGCAGGCGAUGCGCUCGACUAAUCGCCAGACGCCAGCGCACCUAAUGCCGGACCCUGCGCCUGCGCCGCCCCAGUCAACCGCGGGCGGUGUCACUCGCACGACUUCGACGCGCCGUGGUCGGUCCGCGUACUAAGAUGAUGGCCCUUCAUUCCCCUCCCCGCUCAGUCCGUCCGUUCUCUAUUAUUUUUCUUAUGCCGUUCGUGCUCAUGUCGCCGCAUCAGUUCUUGGUCGUUCAGCGACCACACGUAUUUAAUAUCUUACUCCGGUGAUUAAUAUCCUUAGCUACCUUACGUACCUCGCAUGGACUUACAAGAGACUGGAAACCUCCGCCGGGUCGCCGUGCCCCGCCGCCGCAUUUGUACCAUUCUCAUAUGCCUCAAACAGACUAUCAGCCCACUAGCUACUAUGUAUACAUAUACCUAGGCCCAACAUAUAUGGCUUUCCUGUACUUACAGCUUUUCUUACUGUACCGUCCUAAUAUGACCCUCAGCUCGCUGAGCGAGCGUUGGUC
Molecule: messenger RNA, 1349 nt
Organism: Schizophyllum commune H4-8
Lineage: Eukaryota; Fungi; Basidiomycota; Agaricomycetes; Agaricales; Schizophyllaceae
Gene: hom1
Product: regulator of mushroom development Hom1
Exons: 4
Coding region: 21-971 (316 amino acids)
Biological process (GO): cell differentiation; regulation of transcription by RNA polymerase II
Molecular function (GO): RNA polymerase II cis-regulatory region sequence-specific DNA binding; DNA-binding transcription factor activity, RNA polymerase II-specific
Source: RefSeq, a predicted model, not a curated record